Molecule: messenger RNA, 861 nt
Organism: Teleopsis dalmanni
Lineage: Eukaryota; Metazoa; Arthropoda; Insecta; Diptera; Diopsidae
Exons: 1
Coding region: 1-861 (286 amino acids)
Source: RefSeq, a predicted model, not a curated record
AUGAAUGAUUUCUACGUAGAUGACUACCUUAAGAGUUCACCUUCUAUGGGCAUGGCGAUUCAACUGGCGGCCGAUGUCUCAUCUGCUUUGGCUGACGGUCAGUUCUAUCUCAGGAAAUGGAAAUCGAAUUGCACUGAAGUCUUGGCACAUCUUCUUGGCGAUGCUGAUCCAUGUCAGCUAAAUCCGCACUUGGCAGAAACUACUGUUCUUGGCUUGCACUGGGAUCCACUCACCGAUGAACUCUUCUAUCAGGUCAGCUCUUAUGAUGCACAACAUCUUACGAAAAGGCAAGUGCUUAGCGAUGCUGCAAAAUUAUAUGAUCCAAUUGGCAUGUUGGCACCAGUCAUCAUUACGGCUAAACUUUUCAUACAGAAACUCUGGCAGACAAAAUUGGCAUGGGAUGACCCAUUACCACUUGAACUGUUGCAAGAAUGGCUCAUAUACCGAAAACAGCUGUCCCAAGUGGAGGCAGUGCGAAUACCGCGUUGGAUAGGCAUGCAACCCGGAUAUCAAAUACAACUUCACGGCUUCUGCGAUGCUAGUGUCAAGGCAAUGGCUGCAGCACUCUAUUUGGCAACAAACCACAAUAGCAAUAUCACUAGUCACAUUAUCACAUCAAAAACUAAAGUGGCACCAUUACAUUCGGUAACAGUACCCCGAUUGGAACUUUGUGCUGCGCAAUUGUUGGCUACUCUUUUACACGAAACAAGGCAGGCUUUGCAUUUGGAGCACGUAGCAUACACUCUAUACUCCGACUCAAAUAUUGCUCUAUGUUGGCUACGCAAAAACACAUCACAAUUAAAGCAGUACGUUGCUAAUCGCGUUGGCUGCAUUCAAUCGAUGACAGAUAUCAGGCAUUAG